This is a messenger RNA of Triplophysa rosa, 2475 nucleotides long. RefSeq names its product general transcription factor II-I repeat domain-containing protein 2B-like. The transcript is spliced from 2 exons. The record is from RefSeq and is a predicted model, not a curated record. NCBI's taxonomy places the organism in Eukaryota, Metazoa, Chordata, Actinopteri, Cypriniformes, Nemacheilidae. The coding region runs from base 96 to 2018 and encodes 640 amino acids. Gene Ontology annotation, molecular function: protein dimerization activity.
GACAGGGGUGGGCAACUGGCGGCCCGCGGGCCGCACACGGCCCGCAUUAUCUUUAAAUACGGCCCGCAGGACCAUAUCAGUAUGAUCGCUGAAAAAUGAAAAGACUGCUGUUAAUUCUCCAACCAGGAGAGGGCGCUUGUUUCUGCCGGUCACUAAUUAACCGUAGUAGGAGAUGUGCGCUAUUGAGAACGUUCACCAAAAUGAGUAAAAAGAAAAGAAAAAUUGACAGUGAAAACCGUGUUUUCCAGGCAAGAUGGGAAACAGAUUAUCUUUUUACCGAGUUUAAGGGGGCACCCAUGUGUUUGGUGUGCUUGGAAACGAAAUCGGUUAUGAAGGAUUUCAAUUUAAAUCGGCAUUACGCAACUGCUCACAAAGAAAAAUACGAAAGAUACACCGGUGAUGCAAGAACUGCUCUCAUUUCAGAUUUAAAAGGUAAAAUACAUCGUCAGCAAAACCUUUUCACUAAAUGCAUGACGGUUCAAGAAUCAUCAUUGAAGGCAUCUUAUGCGGUUUCACUCGUGCUUGCGAAAGCGAAAAAGCCGUUAUCAGAGUGCGAAACUGUAAAACAGUGCGCGAUUGAGAUGGCCAAAGCAUUUGGAGACGAGAAAAUGGCCAAGAACUUUGAAUCGGUGUCUUUGUCCCGCCGAACGGUAACACGACGAAUUUCUGACAUACAGUGUCAAAUCCAAGAAAAGCUAAAACAGGAAAUAGAAAAUUGCAAAUACUUUUCCCUCGCGCUGGAUGAAAGCACGGAUGUGACGGAUGUCAGUCAGCUCCUAAUCUUUGCAAGAACGAUCACCGAAAAAUUUGAUGUACACGAGGAGCUGUUAAAGUUGGUAUCAUUACAUGGCACUACAAAGGGAGAGGAUAUUUUUAAAUCUGUUGAAAUUGCGGUGAAUGAGCAUGGAGGCUUUGCUAAACUAUCUGCUGUUGUUACUGAUGGAGCACCAGCAAUGCAAGGAAAAAAGUCCGGAUUCGCUGGGUUACUUAAGAAAAAUGGUGUUAACUGUCCUGUACUGCACUGCAUAAUACACCAGGAGGCCCUGUGUGCGAAGAUUCUUGACUUCAGUCACGUCAUGAAUGUAGUGACAAAAGUCACUAAUCUUAUUCGAGGUGGAAACAGGGCACUCAAUCACAGGAAGUUUACGGCCUUUUUGGAUGAAGUCAGUGCUACUUAUGGGGAUUUACUGAUGCACACAGACAUCAGAUGGAUGAGUCGUGGAAAGUGUCUGGAAAGAUUCUUUGCGCUGCGGACCGAAGUCCCUGUGUUUCUGGAGGACAGUAUCAAAUCGGACACUAGCGCUUACUGCAGCAAUCUACGGGAUCCAGAAUUUCUUUGCGAUCUCGCGUUCCUCACAGAUAUGACUGCGCAUCUGAAUAAUCUGAACACACAGUUACAAGGACGGUCUCAGGCUGUUUCAGAUCUCUACGGUCAUUUGACUGCUUUCAAGCGUAAACUCAUCCUUUUUCACGACGGAUUUUCGUCUGAUCCGGUAAAUUUGACACACUUUUCUGCCUGCGAGGAGAUGCGCAAAGAUACUCCCGAAUGCGAGAUGUUUUUUGCAAAGUACAAAAAAGACAUCGAAAGUCUACAAGAGCAAUUCAGAAUUCGCUUCCAGGACUUUCACGCCAUGCAGCAUCGCAUAGACCUCUUCGCAGACCCUCUGAACGCAGCUGUCAGUGAGCAGCCUGGUGAGAUGCAGCUAGAACUCUGCGAACUUCAGUCCGACCCCUUCUUCCAGGCAAGGCGCAAUGAAAGAGGACUUGAAUUUUGGAAACUGCUACCUGAGUCCCGUUUCCCCCUCCUCAGAGAUUUUGCACUGUUUAUGCUCAGUAUGUUUGGCAGCACUUACAUCUGUGAAAGUAGUUUCUCAACAAUGAAGCACAUUAAAUCAAAAGACAGAAACAGACUGACAGAUGACCAUCUCUUUCAGCUACUGCAGGUUGGCUGUACAAACUUUCAGAUUGACAUUGAUUCAAUUGUGCACCAGCAGGAGAAGCCACAGGUAUCUCAUUAAGACUAUUUGGCAUUAGGAAUGUUGUCAUGAAAUGAUCUAUAAAUUAAUGUGUUUGGAGAAAUGUAUGCACUGAAUUGUUUUUAUAUUCAGUAUUUUAUUACUAUUUUAAUUUAUUUUUAUAGGGAUUUAAUAACUAAUUUUUUCCCAGUUAAUAACUGUUUUAUAUAGCACUUUUAACUGUUCUCAGAGGGUAGUUUAAAAAUGUUCUCUUGGCUACUAAUCAAAAACAGUGUUUUUGUACCUUGGUUGAAAUGCAUACAUUUGUUUUUAUUUAAAAAGUUGGCUGUUUGAAUGAGCAUAAUUGCACAAGUUUUAUAUUUAAACUCGUGGCAUUAAUUGUAUAUUGAGUUCCCUCAAUAAAAAGUAAAUUGUAAAACGUGUCUCUAGAUUAAUACAGUAAUCUGGCCCCCUGGUAUGAAGGAGAAAAAAUGCUGGCCCUCAUCAUUAUGAAAGUUGC